ACAUUUGUUACAAAUUACAGAAAAGCACUAAUUUACUAGUGUGUAUACAUCAUUAAUAUUCAUAAGUAAAGAACAUUAUUUUAAGUGCAAAUAAACGACAUUGUGGCGGAAUAAUAAAGUUCAUUAAAUAUCUAUUUUUAAUAUUGACAUACUUCAGAAAAAGUGGGAAGCCAUAUAUGUGUUGUAUAUUUGAGGUAAUCUCUAACAGCAACGGAAGGAAAAUUAAACUUACAAAAAAUGUCGGAUAUUGAAUUGAAUCAAAAAUAUCCCUUGGUACUUGAGGAAACCAAUCCUUUUAUUGAGGAAUGGAAACGUUGGUGUCGGCUCUGUGCAAAGGCUGAUGUACAAUGUAUUAAUGUUUUAUCAGGACACUGUGUGCAAUCCACACUCGCAAGUGAUAAUUACAAUUCUUUAAACAUACUUGCCGCUAUAGAAGAAUUUUUUCACGUACAAAUUAAAGAAGAUGAGAAGCUCUCACCUUUUGUAUGUGCUGAGUGUUACGAGGUGGUAACAUCUUUUGUUAAAUUUAAUGCUAACAUCAAAAAGGUCCAGCAAUUGUACGAUGAGCUUUUGCAUAGCGAUGAUAAAACCAAACUCAAUAUAUCAGCUUUAUAUGAUAAGUAUGGUCUAUUCAGGGAUGAAACUAUUUCGACACAAACCAGUACCAAACUACCAGUGGAAGAAAUUUUCAUUGCUGAUUCACCAGUGCCGAAGUGUUCUAAUUUUUCGAUACAAAUAAAAAAUGAAAGAUCAGAUGAAUUCCCAGCAGAAGUAUUCAUUAAAGAAUUUGACAAAAAAGAAGAAUUUCAAGAUCCAUUUGGUGAAGAGGAAGUACUUACUGGUAUGCAAAACAAUUCUCCACUAAAUGAAGAUGAAAAUAAUAGCAGAAGUGAAGACUUGAAUGUGCCAAUGGAUACCGAAGAUUCAGAUGAAGACGUAGAAGAAGAAGAAGAAGUUUGUACAAACAAUAGAAUUAAUAAUGACAGUGUGGAAUCGGAAGAUUCUACCGAAAUAUCCAAAGAAACUGAAUAUACUUGUAGUAUUUGUUUAAUGCGUUUUCAUCGUAGAAGUAACUAUUCGGUACAUGUAAAGAAAAAGCAUGAUAAAAUUGUAUGCACGCAUUGCCCAAGCUUAUUUGAUAGUAAACCAAUUUUAAAGCAGCACAUGAAAGAUCAUCGACAAUUAUUCCCCUGCCCGCACUGCGAUCGAAAGUUCGUAACAAAAGAAUAUGUAUCUCAACACAUAAAAUUUAUACAUGAUGAUGAACGUCCAUUCAUUUGCGAGACGUGCGGUGAUGCCGUGCGCACGAAAGGACAACUUAAAGAACACAUGUUGACACACACAGACUAUUCUCCCUUUGAAUGCAAAGAAUGUGGCAAAUGUUUCAAGCAAAAGCAACGUUUAAAGCGCCAUAUGCAGAUACACGGAGACAAGCAUAUCUGUACGGAAUGCGGCAAGCAACUGAGCACGCGCGCUACACUAAAUAGUCACCUACUAGUGCAUUCCGACAAGAUGCCACACAAAUGUGAUUAUUGUGGACGGCUUUUCAAACGUGCUAAAACGCUUAAAAAUCAUUUAAUUGCACAUACUGGCCUUAGACCGUAUUCUUGUGACUUUUGUGACAAAACCUUUUCAACUGGACCGAGCUGUCGUUUUCACAAGAAAACUAUGCAUCCAGUUGAAUUGGCUGCACAAGAGGCGGCAGGCGUGAAAACAUAUACGAAGAAUAUACCAAAUUUAGAUGUUUUAAAGGCCGUUUCGCGCACUGCGGAGAAUCUUACUCCUCUAGCAUCCAAACAAAACGGUUAUGCUACAUUUGAUAGGAAAAAAGAGCCGCCAAAAGCGGAUAUUGAAACAAAAUCGAACGAAGCAAUUAUGGCAUACAAAAUAGGAUUAAUUGUCGUCCGCCUGUACACGCAAGAACUAAGAAUGGCAGAUUUUUAUAAAAAUAAUAGUGACCAUAUUGGCAUCAUGUCAGAAGACACAUUUGCCGAUGAAUGGAAAAGUUGGUGCCGCCUUUGUGCCCGUGCUGACGCCGAAUAUAUUAAUAUCAUAUCCACACAAUGGAAAAUGCCUAUGCCAGCAAUUAGUGCAUGCAACAGCAGUAGUAUUGCUACUGUUAUAGAAGAACUCUUUCAUGUGCAAAUACAAGAGGAUGAGAAGUUGUCGAAAGUAGUUUGUGCAGAAUGUUAUCAAUUAGUUACUUCAUGGAUAAAAUUUAGGGAACGCGUGAAAAGAGUUCAAGAAAUGUACAGUGAUCUACAAAAUCACCAUUACUUACACAAGUUGAGUUCAAAAUUGUUGUAUGAAAAAUACAAUAUAAUUGAAAAUGAACCAUUUUUGACAUCAAACACCAACAAACUGCCUGUUGAAGAAAUUUUCGUUGCUGAUUUACCAAUCACAAAUAUACCAGAGUUAACAGAAAUUGAAGUAAAAAGUGAGAAAAAGUCUGAUGAAGUUCCGGCUGAAAUGCUGUUAACCGACUUUGAAAAGAGCGAUGAAUUUGUUGAUCCAAUAGGUGAUGUGGAUGCCGGUAUGGAUAAUCUUGAUACUCCUAUGACUGAAGAAGAUGAUGGCAGCAGUGAUAGUGAACAAAGUGAAAGCAAAUUUGAGUGUUUAAAUAAUGAUUCAGAAAACGUUGAAAAAAGAACAGAGAAAAUCUUAAAAAAUCAUAACCAAGACUUUGAAUAUAAUUACACUUGCAAAAAGUGCACACAAGGUUUUCAACGUCUUAAAAACUACAUCACUCAUAUGAAAAAGAAAUAUGGCGAAAUUAAUUGCCCUCAAUGCACCGGAUCAUUUAAAAAUGCAAUUAAACUAAGGCUGCAUAUGAAAAUUCAUCCAAAAGCGUUUCCAUGUACACUUUGUGAUAAAAAGUUUGAAACAAAAACCCGACUAGCAAAGCAUAUAAGUUGUGCACAUGAAGAUGAACAACCGUUGAUUUGUGAAGUAUGCGGUGUUACUUUGCGCUCGAGAAAGCAACUCAGAGAACAUAUGCUCCAACACACAGACUACUCACCGUUUGAAUGUAAAGUUUGUGGCACAUCUUUUAAAAUAAAAAGUCGACUGAAGCGGCACAUGCAAAUACAUGGAGACAAAUAUAUUUGUCCUGAAUGUGGUAAACAAUUGAGUACGCGUGCUACACUCAAAAGCCACUUGCUUGUUCAUUCCGAUCAGAUGUCACACAAGUGUGAUUAUUGUGGACGACUCUUUAAGCGAGCCAAUACGCUGAAGAACCAUUUGAUUGCGCAUACCGACCUUAGACCGUACGCCUGCGAUUUUUGUGAUAAAAGAUUCUCAACAGGGCCAAGUUGUAGAUUUCAUAAAAAGACAAUGCAUCCGAAGGAGUUGGCUGAACUGGAGGCAUCCGGAGCUAAAGCAUAUACCAAAAAUAUACCAACUUUAAAUGUACUAAAGGCAGUAUCGCGAACGGGCGAGAAUUUCAAGCCGCUGGCAUCGAAACAAAAUGGUUGCGUGCAUUUCGACAAGGACAUACAGGCUAAAACUGUAGUUGCGAGUUCAACUACGACUACAAAUGCUACAAACGUACAGGAUUAAAAAAUAUAAAUUUUUAAUUCUAGUUGAAAAAGAGUACGACGAAAAUUUAGUUGUAAAAUCUACAUAUUUUUUAUGUUUGCAUACAUAGUUUGCACUUCAAUGAAGUGCUGGUAUGGUAUCAGAUAUUAAUUAGUUGUAAGUUUAAAUAAUUUAUAUAUAAUUGUUUUUCGACGUAUAGAAGUUCUGUGUUAUUUUUUUUAACAUUUGGGGUACUUUAGAUUAGUAAUGUAAACUACAAGCUUUAUUUAAUAAACUUUUCAAAAAUAAAAUAAAAAAUAUGAUCUCUUUGUUAAAAAUUA
Zeugodacus cucurbitae (melon fly) is the source of this 3857-nucleotide messenger RNA. Its product is annotated as zinc finger protein 624. The record is from RefSeq and is a predicted model, not a curated record. The coding region runs from base 238 to 3558 and encodes 1106 amino acids. Gene Ontology annotation, biological process: regulation of transcription by RNA polymerase II. Gene Ontology annotation, molecular function: DNA-binding transcription factor activity, RNA polymerase II-specific; RNA polymerase II transcription regulatory region sequence-specific DNA binding; zinc ion binding. Gene Ontology annotation, cellular component: nucleus. Lineage: Eukaryota; Metazoa; Arthropoda; Insecta; Diptera; Tephritidae. The transcript is spliced from 8 exons.